Messenger RNA from Chenopodium quinoa (quinoa), 1567 nucleotides. Its product is annotated as flavin-containing monooxygenase FMO GS-OX-like 5. Lineage: Eukaryota; Viridiplantae; Streptophyta; Magnoliopsida; Caryophyllales; Amaranthaceae. Gene Ontology annotation, molecular function: N,N-dimethylaniline monooxygenase activity; flavin adenine dinucleotide binding; NADP binding. The transcript is spliced from 8 exons. Bases 18 to 1436 code for a protein of 472 amino acids. The record is from RefSeq and is a predicted model, not a curated record.
UGUACUCUUUCCGAAAAAUGACUGUCCCAUUGUCAACAAAGAAAGUUGUCGUGAUCGGCGCUGGAGCGGCUGGGUUGGUAGCGGCGCGUGAGCUUAUAAAGGAAGGUCAUGAUGUAGUGGUGUUCGACCGUGGUGCUCAGCUGGGUGGUAACUGGGUUUACUCGGACGAGGUUGAGUGUGACCCGCUUGGAUUCGACCCAACUCGGAAAAUCGUUGAUUCAAGCCUCUAUGCUUCUCUCCGCACCAAUACUCCUAGAGAAGCUAUGGGUUUUCGUGAUUUUCCCUUUGUUCCUACCGGCAAAGCCGACAGAGAUUCACGAAGGUUUCCAAGCCAUCAUGAGGUGCGCAAAUAUUUAGAAGAUUUUGCAAGCGAGUUUGGUCUGAAUGAAUUAAUCAGUUAUGAGACAGAGGUGCGAUAUGUUGGGUUAGAGACGGAUGGAAAGUGGAUGGUGAAAUCUACAAGUGUUGGUGGAGAUGAGAGCAGCGAAGUGGCUCAAACUUAUGAUGCUGUGGUAGUCUGUAACGGACAUUUCACUCAACCACAAGUUGCUGAUAACAUUGCUGGGUUUGACCUUUGGCCCGGGAGGCAAAUUCAUAGCCACAACUAUCGGAUACCAGAACCCUACAAAGACCAGGUUGUCGUUGUGAUAGGGCUUUCUUCUAGUGCUGUCGAUAUCUCUAGGGAAAUAGCUUUAUCAGCCAAAGAAGUCCAUGUAACAACUAGAUCUAAGGCAGCAGGAAAAUUGGGCAAAUUUGGAAAACAUCAUAUUUUUGACAACUUGUGGCUCCAUCCUAUGAUAGAAAGAGCCCAUGAAGAUGGUAGAGUGUCGUUUCAAGAUGGGAGCUCGGUCCUUGCAGACGUCAUUCUCCAUUGCACCGGGUAUAAGCAACAUUUCCCUUUUCUUCACACCAAUGGUGUUGUUAAUGUUGAUGAUAAUCGUGUUGGGCCGCUUUACAAGCAUGUGUUUCCUCCUUCAUUAGCCCCUGGGAUAUCCUUCAUUGGUGUGCCAUCAUUGAUUCUCUCGUUCUUCGUUUAUGAACUUCAAAGUAAGUGGGUAGCAGGCGUUUUAUCUGGGCGUAUAUCACUUCCCUCGGAAGAAAAGAUGAUGGAGGAUGUUGAAGCCUUCUAUUCAAAAUUGGAAGCUAAGGGAGUUCCAAAGCGCUACACUCAUAAGAUCCAUGAUGUUAAGCAACUCUCUUGGUCAUUAGAAUAUGAGGAUUGGCUUGCUGCACAGUGUGGUUGCCCUCUUGCCGAGGAAUGGAGGAAGGCUAUAUUUUUUGGGAGAUUAGUCCAUGCGCAUAAAGAACCAGAGACUUAUCGUGAUGAAUGGGAUGAUCAAGACUUGGUCUUCCAAGCUUAUGAAGAUUUUAUGCAAUACCUGAAUGCUGAAGGCAGGGCUGCACUUGCUGCAUGCGCCUCGACACCAAGAAUUUAAACUCUAUUUCAUUGAUGAAAGAUUUUUUAAUUGGGAGUUUUGUCGUUUGUGUUUGAGAACUUUUCUAGUGAGAAAGUGCUUGGUAUUGUAAGACAAAACGAAGGCCUGUAUAAGCUUCUCAUUUUAGUAAU